UGACAGCAGCGCGCGCGUGUUGGUAAACAUUGCUGAAAGAAGAAACGCGUUUCUCGCAGUAAAAUUUCGCAAAACGUUCCGAUUGGGACAACAAAAUCCAAAAGUUGGUGUUUGUUCCGGCCGAAGGCAGCUGGACCCGCCAAUUCGCAACAGUGCAUGCAGGAUGUUCCACAUAAUCAAAACUGGCCAGCAGAAGAACGAGGUUCACUACGUGGAUUUUGGCUCGAAGAACGGCGGAGGAGAAACCAUUUCGCCCCCGCCGCUGCUGAUGCGACCAAAUGGACCGUUUGGGGGCGCGGCCGCCGUCAGCAAGCGCCACUUUGUCAAGGUGAACGAGGAGAUGUUUGUGCGGGAGGUUCGCAAGCGGCCGAUUCUGUACAACACGACGCUGAAGGAUUACAAGCGGUUCAGUACGCGGCACGAGGCUUGGGCCGAGGUGGCCGUUGCGAUGCGGCUGUCGGAGCAGGAGUGCAAGAAGCGGUGGCGGAGUAUGCGGGAUGCGUUUAUGAAGGUGGUUCGGAACAGGAAUGAGGAGGAGCGGAAGAGUUGGAUCCACUAUCGGUUGUUGGAGUUUUUGCUACCUUAUAUUGAGGGAGCUGUGGGGAGGAAGGGCGCGAAACGGUUGCGAUCGACGGAAUCGACUACGUCGCAAACGGUGGAUUAUAUCGAUGGGUACGUCGGGGAGGAUGAGGACACCGAGUAUGUGGAGCUGGAUGAGGACAUGGAGAUUUACGAGGGAAGUGGCCGGGAUCAAAUUACGGUGUCGUACGUGACCGAGGACGGCAAGGAAGUGUUUCAAAUGCUGCAAGACCCGGACACGAUCCCGGAAGGCGCUGUGAUAGGAAUCGAGGAAAGCGAAGUGGAGGACGAAAUCGACGAGGACGAGCACGAGCUGCUAAAUCUGGACAGUACCUGCGUACAGCAACAGCUUGGUGACCAACUUGUGAUGCCUCAUCAACUGCAAGAACACGACGAUAACUUCAUCUACGAAGACCGGAUAAACUCCGCCAUGCUGGACAUUCAAUCCUCGUACGAACCCGUCCCCGGUGAAUCCUUGGUCGAGCAAAUGAAACGGGAAGCGCUCUCCGACGGGGAAGGUUCCGAAAUUCAAGUCGAGGAAAUUGACAUGGAUCUGCUGCUUUCUUCAAAUCAUCAACCAGACAACAGCAUCUGUCCCCCAACGCCCCAGCAUCAACCAGAACCAAUAAUCGAAACAAUUCCACCUCCAAAUUUUGACCUCAGUCAACUCGAGAACUCAGAACCAGUCCAACCUCAGCUUCCGCCCGCAGUCAUCCCGCCGACCCCACCGGAAACGGUGACCUCAACCGGUCAGUCCACUCCACAACGAGUGGCAACACCUCAGCGAACGCAAACACCAGCCCCGGCGCCACCACCAGUGGCAGUGCCCGUAACGACACGAGAACCCCCCGACAGCAGCAGAUCGUCGUCGUCCUCUGGCUGUGCCGGCGAAUCCGACGAGCGGUUUUUGCUGUCCUGUGUGCCGAUCCUGCAGCGGCUGCCCAACAAGAAGAACCAGCUGGCGCGGCUUAAAAUUCAGCAGCUGCUGUUUGAGCUGGAGUACGACGAAAAGUACAGCAAGCUGCCAGUAAUUCUUUCAACAAACGUAAAUAAAAAAAAAAGUGUUUGGCUUCAGGUCGCAUUUUGCGGACGAUUCAACAUUUGCAUAAUUUUCUACAAAAUAAACCCAUUUUCCCGACAAAAUCCGUCUUUCUCCUGCCUCACCAUGGCAGCGCCGAACCAGCUGAGCCUUCGCUGCCGGCUGUGCCUGCAGCAGUCGGACCAGCUGGAGGACAUCUUCGGUCCCGCCGGCGACGGUGGCAGCUCCCUGCACAUGCGAAUCAUGGCCUCGGUUUCGCUGGAGAUUCACAGAUCGGACAACCUGCCGAAGGGGGUGUGUUCGGGGUGUCGUUACCAGCUGGAGAAAACGUACAUCUUCCGGAGUCGGUGCCGUAAUAACGACACCAGGUUGCGGAGACACGUGAAGCUGGUGGCCGCGGGGAAGGUCAGCAGAUUGCUGGAAGAGGCAGAGGAGGACGAGGACGAUGAGUUUGAGGCGAGUUUGGAGUACAUUAGAGGGGUGGAUGAACGGGAAAAGGAGCGAGAGAAGGCUCGGUGGGACGAGAAGGUAGCGACGUUUGAGGAGGAGUUUCGGGCCGUGGCGGAACUUCAGCGGAAUACUGUGUACAAUGAAGUUAGGAAUGAACUGUUGAGUAAGAGGGAUGAGGACCGUGUGGAGGUUGGGACGAUGACCGCCGAUGAGGAGGCGGAGAUUGAAGUUGAGAUUCCGGAAGAGAUGGAAGAGGAUGCUCCGGUUGAAGAGGAACCCGAGCCUGAACCGCUCAACAUUAAGAUCAUGGACUGUUACAGUGUUGCGGAACCGACCGUCAGCGAUCCGAAGAAAAAACUUCGCGAGCAAAUUCAGGCUCGGUUGGCAAAGCAGGACGAAGAACUGGUUCAAUACCUGGAAGAGGAACGAUUGGAGAACGAAUCGAUGGAAGUUCUGGACGAAGUGACGGCCGACCAAUUUAUCAUCACGGAAGUGUCCGACUCGGAAACGUACGUCGUAGACACGGACAAUCGUCUCCACGAAGAACAAGACAUGUACGGUUCCGACGACGAUUCGGACGAAGACCUCGAGGCGGUCACAAACGCUGUCAAGGCGGAACUUGCCGAGCGGCCGAACCUUACCGUGGACGAAAAUUGCGUCAUGAAGGUAGAGAAGACCCGGGAUCUCACAAAGGUGGAAGUUCGCGCCACGGACGGAUCGUUGAUCUGUAUGGAGUUCAGCCGGGAGCGGUCAUCGCCCACUCCGACCCCGAACAGCACCUUCCACAUGAAACUCGCCGGCCACGAGUACGUUUGCCCCAACUGCCCGCUGACGUUCAACAACGCCCGCGCGCUGGGAAUUCACACCUGCCUGGCGAAAGACGCCAAGCAGUACCCGUGCGACGUGUGCGGAAAGGUGUUCCCCACCAACCAGACACUCAAGCGACACUACCGGAUUCAUACAGGCGAAAAGCCCUUCUCCUGCAUGCUGUGCGACAAGUCGUUCACUCAGAAGGAAGUCCUCAAGCGGCACAUGGUCACGCACUCGGGUACGCGGCCGCACGCCUGCGAACACUGCGAGCGCCGCUUCAUCCAGAAGGACCAGCUGCGGCACCACAUUAACCGCUGUCACAGCGAAAACCCCGUCAUCACGCUGCACAAGUGUCACAUCUGCCACAAGACGUUCAAGCACGCGUCCGGGCUGAGUCGGCACACGGCCACCCACCUGGGUCGCACCUAUCCGUGUGGGGUGUGCAAGAAGGAGUUCAACGACAAGAGCGCUUUGAAGCGGCACGAGUACGCGCUGCACGGGCCGGAGGCGGGAAUGAAGAAGGGAGCGGCGGCGAACGCGACGGUGACUAAAGGGUGAAGAAGGAGAAGGAAAGUUGAAUGAAGUGGAAGGAAGAAGAUAAUAAACAUUGUGGUAUUAAAUAAAAAGUUUGUUU
Culex pipiens pallens (northern house mosquito) is the source of this 3512-nucleotide messenger RNA. RefSeq lists its product as uncharacterized. Lineage: Eukaryota; Metazoa; Arthropoda; Insecta; Diptera; Culicidae. The transcript is spliced from 4 exons. Gene Ontology annotation, biological process: regulation of transcription by RNA polymerase II. Gene Ontology annotation, molecular function: DNA-binding transcription factor activity; RNA polymerase II cis-regulatory region sequence-specific DNA binding; zinc ion binding. The record is from RefSeq and is a predicted model, not a curated record. Gene Ontology annotation, cellular component: nucleus. Bases 164 to 3436 code for a protein of 1090 amino acids.